Messenger RNA from Musca vetustissima, 1459 nucleotides. It is a transcript of the gene Rox8, whose product is annotated as nucleolysin TIAR. The transcript is spliced from 4 exons. Gene Ontology annotation, molecular function: RNA binding. Bases 4 to 1416 code for a protein of 470 amino acids. NCBI's taxonomy places the organism in Eukaryota, Metazoa, Arthropoda, Insecta, Diptera, Muscidae. The record is from RefSeq and is a predicted model, not a curated record.
AUAAUGGACGAAUCACAACCGAAAACGUUGUAUGUAGGAAAUUUGGAUGCCAGCGUGUCGGAGGAUUUAUUAAUUGCCCUAUUUAGUCAAAUGGGUACAGUGAAAAGUUGUAAAAUUAUACGAGAACCCGGUAAUGAUCCCUAUGCAUUCAUUGAAUAUACCACAUACCAAGCAGCCACAACAGCCUUAACAGCCAUGAAUAAGCGUCUCUUUCUUGACAAGGAAAUAAAGGUUAAUUGGGCCACAAGUCCCGGCAAUCAGCCCAAAACAGACAUUAGCUCACAUCAUCAUAUCUUUGUUGGCGAUCUAAGUCCUGAAAUCGAAACUGAAACCUUGCGUGAAGCAUUUGCUCCAUUCGGAGAGAUCUCUAACUGCCGCAUUGUACGUGAUCCCCAAACAAUGAAAUCCAGAGGCUAUGCAUUUGUCUCGUUCGUAAAGAAAGCCGAAGCCGAGAAUGCAAUACAAGCCAUGAAUGGCCAGUGGAUCGGUUCACGAUCGAUACGUACCAAUUGGUCGACACGAAAGCUGGCCCCACCGCGAGAGAACAGUAAAGCUAAUACCGGCGGUGGAGGUGGUGGCGGUAAUCUCAAAUCGAACACCCGUCAAACCUUCGAAGAAGUCUACAAUCAAUCCAGUCCAAUGAAUACGACAGUCUAUUGCGGUGGUUUCCCACCGAACGUGAUUACCGACGAUCUGAUGCACAAACAUUUCAUGCAAUUCGGUCAGAUACAAGAUGUACGUGUAUUCAAGGACAAAGGCUUUGCGUUCAUUAAAUUUCUAUCGAAAGAAUCGGCAGCCAGAGCCAUAGAACAUACACACAAUUCCGAGGUGCACGGCAGCAAUGUGAAAUGUUUCUGGGGCAAAGAGAAUGGUGGUAUUAAUCCUGCUGUAGUUAAUGAUAAUCCUAUGAAUAAUAUGGCCGCUGUAUCAGCGGGAGCCGCAGCAGCUGCGGUAGCAGCAGGAGCUAUGAUGGGACCGGCUGGUAUGCCAACAACACCACAGCAAGCAGCGGCUGCGGCAGCAGCAGCAAACGCUGCGGCAGCGGCUGGGGGUGCGAUACCCGGGCAAAUGAUGACACAACAACAAUUGGCAGCGGCUGCUGCAGCAGUUCAAUAUCCAUAUGCAGCGGCAUAUCAACAAAUGGGCUAUUGGUAUCCACCAGCUGGUUAUCCGGCAGCGCAAAUGCAAACACAAUAUAUGCAACAAGGCUAUUAUCCUUAUGCCUAUGCCGCAAGUACGCAACAGGCGGGAGGCAUGGCCACCGGUUAUAGAAUGGUUCAACCAAAUGUUGCCUGGGGUGUACCCGGAACAGUGGUUCCCGGUGUGACAGCGGCAGCAGCCACAGCAGCAGCAAAUGGUUCACUGGGACCACAGAUGAUGUAUAGUGCUGCAUUGCCACAAUAUCAAACCCAAUGAAGCUUUUAAACUGGCAUGUUUUUUAAACAACAACUGCAACAAC